CUGAUGGGUCCGUGCAUUUCCAGACAUGCCAGUGAUCGCCCUCAACCAAGUCCUGUGCGUAGUUGGCUCUCGCGCCGUACGCAUCUGAUUCUGAUGUGAUCAUGGCCAAAAGUCGGCCGAGUGUUCAAACUGAAACUUCUUUACACUCUAGACAACUACACAUAGCCAGAACAACAUGUCCACUCCAAUUUCAACCGAAUUCACCAAGUUAUUCAAGAUCACAAGUCCCAUAGUUUCAGCUCCCAUGGCAUAUGCUACGACGCCUGCCCUGGUUGCAGCUGUUAUUAACGCUGGAGGCCUUGGUUUUUUGGGCGCAGGUAAUGAACCUUCACACAAACUGGCCGACGCUAUCGACGAGGCACGCGCCGCAGUUUCUCAAGAUAAGCAACACCUCGUCGGAAUGGGUUUUGUCGGCUGGGUUUUGGACAAAUUCAACACCGAAGCUGAUCCCCGUCUUACAACCGUCCUCAACAAGUCACCUGUCGCUGUCUGGUUCGCAUUCGGCAAAGACCUUGGAAAAUAUGUUUCACAGGUGCGCGCCCAUGACGCCACACGUGAUCACAAAACUCUUGUGUUCGUCAAUGUCAAUACCGUCGAGGAAGCAGUACGCGCUGCAAACGAGUGGAAGGUAGACGUCAUUGUAGUGCAAGGUGCUGAGGCUGGUGGCCGUGGGAGUACCUACUCUCCUCCCACCCAAGAGUUCCUCGAAGCUGUACUCAGUGCGGUUCCCAACGGCCCUCUGGUCAUCGCCGCAGGUGGCAUCACUACAGGCACCCAACUCGCGGCGACGUUGACCGCCGGAGCUUCUGCAGUCGUCCUCGGCACCCGCCUCCUAUUCACACCCGAAUGCAUGUUCCCUGACGAGAUGAAGAAGGUGCUGGUAGAAACUGGCCCUGAUUCGACUGCUAGAAGUCCCGCAUACGAUCUCGCUUUCCCCCCGGGCGUCUGGCCAGACGGAAUUGAGGCUCGCUGCGUCAACAAUGGUGUUGUAGCCGACUACGAGGCCGGCCGCAGUCCUGAAGAGCGCAAGGCCAACAUCGCUAGUGGUCAGAGCGACUACCUUAUAGUCUAUGCUGGUACUGGUGUGGGGGAUGUCAAUGAGAUAAAGAGCACUGCCGACGUGGUUCAUGGUAUUCACGAAGAAGCCGUAGCGGCCUUGAAGUCUUCUGGCUCUCACUUACUUAGGUAAACGCUCGAAGGUGUAAUACAUAAUUAGCAAAAUUUGACUCGUCCACUUAACUCAACUCUACCCUCCACUUUUUUCCCCUUCUCAAUAUCUCGUCGUGUACUUUUAGUUAUCUGUAACAGUACACGUUGGACUGACAAUGUCAAUAAGAUUCAAGUUGUUUAG
Messenger RNA from Serpula lacrymans var. lacrymans S7.9, 1351 nucleotides. RefSeq lists its product as uncharacterized. The transcript is spliced from 7 exons. NCBI's taxonomy places the organism in Eukaryota, Fungi, Basidiomycota, Agaricomycetes, Boletales, Serpulaceae. The record is from RefSeq and is a predicted model, not a curated record. Gene Ontology annotation, molecular function: nitronate monooxygenase activity. Bases 176 to 1189 code for a protein of 337 amino acids.